Prorocentrum cordatum is the source of this 1187-nucleotide messenger RNA. NCBI's taxonomy places the organism in Eukaryota, Dinophyceae, Prorocentrales, Prorocentraceae. The record is from the annotation of a GenBank genome assembly.
CCAGGAAAGGGCAGCGGGGGCCGCCUGGCCGAGCUGCAGGUCGAGGAGAACCCUUUGGCACAGCCGAGCAUAACAGCAUUCCAGAUGGGCGGCAUGGACGCUGCAUUUGAGCAGUUCGAGAAGUGGGUCUUCGGGAAGGAGAAGCCACACCUGCCGCCGGCGGAGCCGCCGCCGCCGGAGCCGCUCCCGCCCCUUUGGGCCGCGUCCCUCGAGUCCGAGCGCUUCCCCGGGUUCUUCCUCGGCGCCGAGGGAGCGCAGGCGGGCGAGGUGCUUGCAAGCUCGACUGCAACAGAGGUGCUGGACGGCGACGGGCAUCGCAAUUACAGCCUGUGGUUGCGGGAGUACGCGCACGGCAUCGUCUCCAUGGAGAGCGCGCAUUCCAGCGGGUUGUUCGUGACCGCCUUCGGAGAAGACAUAGAAUACCGAGAGGUCCGCCUGGCCGCCCCGCGGCCCGGCGGCGAGGCCGCGGGCUACUUCCGCUUGAGGGCGGCCGGGGGCGGCCUGGUGACGUUCGAGUCGGUGUGUUUCCCUGGCUUCUUCUUGAACGUGUAUGGCUCGGGCGCGACGCGGAAGUACGUCCAGCUGGUGCCAGAGGAGCCGACGGACCCGCAGAGCCACGCGUGGGGCUUCUUCCGCAUGGCCAGGGCGCCCCUGCCCGCGCAGCCAGUGCCGCCCCCGCCGGAGCCGGCAGCUGGUGGCCAGGGCAGCAGGAGCCUGGACGACGAGGACCAGCGGGCCAACAUUGUCGGCAGCACUGGAGUGGGCAAGAGGAUGUCCAUCAGCCCGAUCAGGAGCAUCAUGCGCAGCGUUCAGGGCGUCCAGAGCGGAGUCCAGAGCGUGCGGCGCAUGGGGGCAGUCGCGAGCCUGCGCGCAGCUACUCCCGUCAACAGCACGGUGGGCCGCCGUGGCCGCAGCCCUGGCAGCAGGCGCCGGGAGUGACGGAGCCUGGCGCGUUUGCCGAACAGGGGCCGCGCAAGCAUCGGGCGGAGGUGAUAGUCGAAAUGCUUGCGUGGGAAGGGGAGGGGGUGUGCCAGUCGUUUUCCAGAUCACGGCAGGCUCUGCCCAGAUGUUGGUAGCAGCCAUGCCGUUGUAUCACGGCGAGGGUAGCAAGGCCACACGAGCCAGCACCUGAUGGCUCAGAAGACAGCUCCGUUUCAUGCAAAGGGCCACAAAGGCGUGAGAGAAAG